This is a messenger RNA of Paraphaeosphaeria sporulosa, 452 nucleotides long. RefSeq lists its product as uncharacterized. Lineage: Eukaryota; Fungi; Ascomycota; Dothideomycetes; Pleosporales; Didymosphaeriaceae. The record is from RefSeq and is a predicted model, not a curated record. Bases 41 to 364 code for a protein of 107 amino acids. The transcript has 2 exons.
GGUUGCUGGCUGCACGAGGAUAGUGUAAAGGAGGGGGCGGAUGUGGAUUUUACGGAGGCGCUGGAGUGGUGUGGGAAGGCGCCGCAUCAUCAGGUUUGUCGCUUUUUGUACCCUUUGUUUUCGAAGGGAGCUGAAAAUGUGGUACGCAGAUUGGGGCACCGGGAACUUACAACGCGGCGUUCGUCUGUCGCAACUGCACAGACCUGACCAAUGCGACUUGCCAGACGGAGUAUCCGACGCAGGAAUAUGGAUAUAUAGAUGUCGGGUGCUGGAAGAAGGGGUCAGAGGUCAAGGGAAACACGACGUGGGUGCAGAUGGUGAAUCCAGGGACCGUGAAUUGCUACAUUUCACCCGAUCAGUUUGAUCCGAAGGAGUGGCAUGGCCUUCCAGCUGGCGAGUGCAAAGAUCAAGCAUGAGCACUUAAGCGACCUUGAUGAUUCCGAGUGGGGGAA